Messenger RNA from Procambarus clarkii (red swamp crayfish), 590 nucleotides. Lineage: Eukaryota; Metazoa; Arthropoda; Malacostraca; Decapoda; Cambaridae. The record is from RefSeq and is a predicted model, not a curated record.
GAUAUGACGCCCCUGGCCACAACUGUGGCCAACAUGCUGGUAAUUCUACCGUGAGAGAGGUGGAUGGGAGAGCUAGCAGCCCAGCCUCUACACAGGCAUCACCCUACGCUGCCCACCAUGGCUACGCUGCCCACCAUGGCUAUGCUGCCCACCAUGGCUACGCUGCCCAUCAUAGCUACGCUGCCCACCAUGGCUACGCUGCCCACCAUGGCUACGCUGCCCACCAUGGCUACGCUGCCCACCAUGGCUAUGCUGCCCACCAUGGCUACGCUGCCCAUCAUAGCUACGCUGCCCACCAUGGCUAUGCUGCCCACCAUGGCUACGCUGCCCAUCAUAGCUACGCUGCCCACCAUGGCUACGCUGCCCACCAUGGCUACGCUGCCCACCAUGGCUACGCUGCCCACCAUGGCUACGCUGCCCAUCAUAGCUACGCUGCCCACCAUGGCUAUGCUGCCCACCAUGGCUACGCUGCCCAUCAUAGCUACGCUGCCCACCAUGGCUACGCUGCCCACCAUAGCUACGCUGCCCAUCACACCGAGUCACCAAGACCUGCUCCUCUACCCUGUGUGACACACUUCCAUUACCAUUAG